AUGCCGAGGGCUCGGGCCCCCAGCGACACACACCUUCCCAAGAAGGGAAAGAAAGCAUGCGAUGAGUGCCGCCAGCAAAAGGCAAAAUGCGAUGUCUAUUUGGCUCCGGACCAGCCUUGUCACCGGUGCCGCAAACUCAAGAUCGAAUGCAUCGCAUCUGAUGGCUUCACCAGGCAGCACAAGCGUCAACGCCUCGAGGGCCUGGAACGAGAGAGAGAGCAGUUGCGUCAACAACUGCAAGACUCUCAACUGACGAAUCCGCAUCUAACACCAAUCGCCUUGCUAACAGCUGCAGCAGAGAUGGGAGUACCCAUUGAACCGAAACAAGAUGAGUCCUCGGCGGGUUGGCAAUCUCCAUCGGUGCCUUAUCCGCAGCAACAUAUUGCACAAGUGAAUCCAUUGUCAAGUCCCAAAUUAACAGGACCUGAUGCCACAAUGCCUCGGACCUUAAAGGGCGUCACGGUUACUGGGCAGGAGAUUGAUGAUCUUUAUCAAUUGUUCUUUCAACACUUCGCCUCAUUUCUGCCGAUCCUUGACCCGCAAACCACGCCCAAUGCCUAUUACUUGCAGUCGCCAUUCCUAUUCUGGGCCGUGGUUGGUGUUUGUAGUAGGUCCUAUUCCCAAAAUCCAACACUACAGACCGCGUUGGCCCAAGAUAUCACCGAAAUGGCGUUCAUGUCAGUAUUAUCGACAUGUGCACCGUGGCAUACAAUUCAGGGUAUGUUGCUCUUGUUGACGUGGCCAUUUCCCAAGGAGAAUCGCCCAGAUGUCACUUUCCCGUUGAGUGGGAUGCUACUGCAUGUAGCAAUGCAAAACGGCUUUCAUAUCCCAAUGUCCAGCCAUGAAUUCUCUAGGAUUAGUAUUCCAGCUCCCUCGGAAUUGGAUAUGGUCCGACGCUCAGAGCUCUGGGCGCAUUGUGUUCUUGUAUACCAACGGUCGUGUAUGAUCAAGGGCCAAUAUCCACGGAACCUGGUCAAUGUUGCCCAUGAUCCUACCCAGCGUCAGGUAUUAUUUGACAAAAUCGCCCCAGGCCUUGUCAUGAAAAUUCGAUGCCAGGAGCUCGUGACAAAAUGCAGCGAAGCAGUUUUAGAAAACGGCGUUCGUGCCAUGUCUCUGGACCAAGAGCGUUCUUUGGACAUCUUACUUAGAGCAUGCGAAAGUCAAGUAGAUGAACUUGAAAUGCAAGCAGUAGCUGACGAUGAAAGAUUUCACCUUCUACUGUGUCGGAUGGCAAUCCAGAGUUUCCAUUUCUACAAAAACCAAACAACCGUCUCCAGUAGAUGCCUUCCUCGUCUUAUCGUUACGGCUUGUGAUCUAAUAGACCAAGUGCAAGCCCUAGGAAAGCGAAUAGGGUUCCUUUCCAUGGCGCCCGUUCAGAUCGGGUUCGGUGUACUCCUUGCUUCAAUCUCAUUGCUUCGCAUACUCAAAAGCAGCAUGGCCUGCAGUGUACUAGAUACCCGUCGUGCACAAACCUCCUUCUUUGCAGCUAUCAAUCUGGCUAAGCAAAUGUCAACUGACAGGACUGAUACGGCAGCGAAGACAAUCACUGUCAUGAAUCAGCUAUGGAAUAGCAGCAAAGCAUUCCGCAAGGCCGACGGCUCGGAGUACACAACUCUUCGAAUCCGCAGCCGUUUGAUUCUCAGUCAGAUUCUAGACGCCGUCUGGUGGUGGCGAGAUGAAUUCGAUCCUGGGGCCCGAGCCAAAGUGCGAGGCACUGAACCAUUUGAUGGUUCUUCUGCCCGAAGUCAUACGUUGCCUGUAGACACAUGCCGCCCUGUCACAGCAUCAGAUCCUAAUCGCGAGCCUUUCGGAAGUACGAUCCUGAAUUUGAAUGCCCCACAGGACCAGUUCCAGAUGGACGAAGACUUCUUUGCAAACUUUGAGUGGGCACUAAGCGAUGAUGCUCUAUUAUCUUUGGAUGGCUUUUCGACGGACUGGUCUACCGCCAACCAUCUACCUUGA
This is a messenger RNA of Penicillium nucicola, 1962 nucleotides long. Its product is annotated as putative C6 transcription factor (Leu3). Gene Ontology annotation, molecular function: DNA-binding transcription factor activity, RNA polymerase II-specific; transcription cis-regulatory region binding; zinc ion binding. Gene Ontology annotation, biological process: regulation of DNA-templated transcription. NCBI's taxonomy places the organism in Eukaryota, Fungi, Ascomycota, Eurotiomycetes, Eurotiales, Aspergillaceae. Gene Ontology annotation, cellular component: nucleus. Bases 1 to 1962 code for a protein of 653 amino acids. The record is from RefSeq and is a predicted model, not a curated record. The transcript has 7 exons.